AUGAAGGGGUUCAGCGUCAGCAGCUUGUUCGCGCCUAGUAAGGGGGAAAACCCAGUUGGGGAGAGCGUCCAAGAUGGAGAAAGUAACAAAGCUGUGGAAAGUCACCUAAAUGAAGACCCCCCCCUAAGGGGGGAAGCCUGCCAAAUGGAGGCAGAUGAGAUCCCAACCUCGGAGCAAAGAAAACCCAAACAAAUCGAAGACAUCAACAAAAUCGCUUUUUACGAAGCGGUGCUAAAACAACUUAAGGACGAUGACCUAACCGAUUCGUUCGAAGCCCUGAGGAAGGAAAUUAAUUUGGAGCAAAGCAAAACGGUGAAAGAGAAUUACCUGUUCCAUUUAUUUAGGAAGAGCUUGUACAAGGGGAAUCCUGAUUACGAAAGGGAUAUAGAGGAAGAGGAUGGACAAAAAGAAGACCAACGGAAUGAUCAAAUUGCAAAGUUGAAAACCUAUGGUAUGUUCCUAAAAAAUGCACAACUGCGUAGUAACAAUGAGACAAUCUUAAAUUUAGAUUCAUUAAAAAAGGAAAAGGGAGGAAGGAUAGUAUACUCCUAUGAUAUCACGGACAGAGUAGAAUUAAUUCACCAACAUAAAGUCACCUGUUGCACGACGAACAGUACAAGAAAUAUGUUGUGCUCAGGUGGAGCGGAUCACGCCAUUAAAAUUUGUAAAAUAUAUGAAAAUGUGAAAAAGAGAAAAAUAUACACCAUUGAUAAUAAACACAUGGGAAAAAUUAACUGCAUGAAAUUUCAUCCCGUAAAAAAUCUUUUAUUCUCAGCGAGUGAUGAUUGCACCAUUCAAAUUAUCGAUGUAAAUAAAAUAUUAAAAAAGAAGAAACAACAAUUUAGGUACCGAAGAAAUGUAAGGGAAAAAAUAAAUGAUUUAUCCAGUCAAAAUGUAGUUAUACAAGAUAAAAACGCCUUUGUAAAUCUAUAUGUCCAUCCCUGUGGAGAUUUUUUAUAUGCUUGUAAUAAAAAUGAAAAUAUUGUUAAACUCUUCGAUUUGGAGACCUUAUCUUGUUUCACAUCGUAUGAAAAGAACGACCAACAUCAUAGUGCCACAAUAAACUGUAUCAGUGGCACGUCAGAUGGAAGUUUCUACUGCUCUGUAUCGCAAGAUGGACACAUCAAAAUAUGGGAUGGGCAUGAGUCCAAAUUAGUACACACAAAAUUUAAUGCCCAUAAUGGGUAUUCUGUAGAAUCUGCUACUUUUAGUAAAAGUAAUUAUUAUUUGCUUACUUCUGGACUUGAUGGACAGACAAAAAUUUGGGACAUUCGAAAUUUUGAGUCCCCCUUCACUUUCGGAAAUGGAAUUUUAUCAUGCACUUCCAACAAAAGCAUCUUCAUGAAUGAUGAAUACUUUAUUGCAAAUGUCAUUCAAACAAAUGAUCACUUCACAUCCAAGUUUUUCAUUUACAAUGCCUAUUUUGGAAACCUCGAAUGCAAUGUACAAAAUAUACACAAUGACAAAAUCUCAGACAUUGUCAACGCUAGGGAUGGACUGAAUGUGCACACGGCAGGCCACGACUACGUAUGCAAAACGGUGAAGAUUGAUCAGCGCCCUACACAUGACGGGGGGUGA
Molecule: messenger RNA, 1578 nt
Organism: Plasmodium knowlesi strain H
Lineage: Eukaryota; Apicomplexa; Aconoidasida; Haemosporida; Plasmodiidae
Product: cleavage stimulation factor subunit 1, putative
Exons: 1
Coding region: 1-1578 (525 amino acids)
Biological process (GO): mRNA 3'-end processing
Cellular component (GO): mRNA cleavage stimulating factor complex
Molecular function (GO): protein binding; RNA binding
Source: RefSeq, a predicted model, not a curated record